GCGGACUAUAAAGAGGCCAUAGCCGGGCUUUUUGAAAUGCAUUCAAUCGUUGGCUCCCUAUCCGAUAGCAACCAAAUUUUAAAUUAUUUUUUUCUUUUUCCCCAACACAAAUAAUGAACUCCUUUUCUAUAUUCUUGGCAUCUGCCCUGGCAGUGCUAGCAGCUGCCGAACCACCGUCUGGAUACAAUUACCCGCGUGGCGGUGGCGGUGGUGGUGGCGGCUCCUUGGGUGGCGGUGGAUUCGGUGGUGGAUUUAGCAGUGGAGGUGGAGGUGGUGGAUUUAGCAGCGGCGGUGGUGGAUACCAAGCUGUCAGUGGAGGAUUCCAAACGUCCGAAGGACAAAAUGUUGAUCCCCAGCUCCUUGAACAAGUGCGACAAAUUCUCUUGAACGAGGAAAGCAAAUCUGGCGGAGGUGGAGGUGGUGGCGGCGGUGGUGGAUUUGGUGGUGGCUUUGGUGGUGGUGCUCCAUCUGGAUCUUAUGGACCACCAUCAGGAUCAUACGGUCCACCAUCAACCCAAUAUGGUGCACCAAAUGCUGGAGGUGGCCGUGUUGUUGGAAUCGAUUUGGAAGGUGUGCGACAAGCAAUUCAAGUGGCACAAUUCGCUCAAACCAGCUCUCAAGCCGGAGGUGGCGGUGGAUAUCCAAGUGGGCCAUCAGGAUCAUAUGGUGCUCCAUCAAGACCCAGUGGAAGUUACGGUGCUCCUUUCUAAAAAGGAUGCACACUAAACUUUAGUCCACAAUUUUUAAUCUCUUGAAUGCUGCCAAAAACGAAAUUCAC
Molecule: messenger RNA, 778 nt
Organism: Eupeodes corollae
Lineage: Eukaryota; Metazoa; Arthropoda; Insecta; Diptera; Syrphidae
Product: ctenidin-1
Exons: 2
Coding region: 114-710 (198 amino acids)
Source: RefSeq, a predicted model, not a curated record